This is a messenger RNA of Petromyzon marinus (sea lamprey), 3130 nucleotides long. RefSeq names its product ankyrin repeat, SAM and basic leucine zipper domain containing 1 (gene ASZ1). The record is from RefSeq and is a predicted model, not a curated record. Gene Ontology annotation, cellular component: pi-body. Gene Ontology annotation, molecular function: protein binding. NCBI's taxonomy places the organism in Eukaryota, Metazoa, Chordata, Hyperoartia, Petromyzontiformes, Petromyzontidae.
AGGAUAGAUCCACGUGGCCGCUUCCCAGGGCUGGAAGCAGCUGAUCUCGGCCACCGGAAUCAGCUGAUCUCGGCCACCCCAAGCAGCUGACCUCAAUCACCGGAAGCAGCUGAUCUCGGCCACCGGAAGCAGCUGACCUCAAUCACCGGAAGCAGCUGAUCUCGGCCACCGGAAUCAGCUGAUCUCGGCCACCCGAAGCAGCUGACCUCAAUCAUCGGAAGCAGCUGAUCUCGGCCACCGGAAGCAGCUGACCUUAAUCACCGGAAGCAGCUGAUCUCGUCCACCGGAAGCAGCUGAUCUCGGCCACCGGAAGCCCCGGCCGUCCACCCACGUGGCACGCCACGUGCUCCGACCGUGACGGGCAACGAAAGGCAAUGGAAGUGCGACCCGCGGGAAGCGAGGACGACGAUUACGACGACGAUUACGACGACGAUCAAUGGGACUGGGGCGACCCGCCCAGGGUGCCGUUAGCCGUCGAGCUCCCACCCUGGACACGCGAGCACAACAUUGAUCCGACUGGGAGAGCGAGGACGGCGAGCGGCAGUCCGGCAAGCGGCGGUGGGCAUUGCCGCGGUGAAAAUGCCGAGCGUGCCGGUGCCCGCAAGGCCUUCGCCGCUGGGAAGCCGUGCCUCGUGGCCAAGGUGGGUGCGGCCCGGCGGGACGCGAUGGGUGGCAGCAGCAGCAGCAGUGGCGUCAGGACAAGGAGGGCAGCAGUGGUGAGAGCUGAGGGCAGGCUGCUCUCGCUGGAGGACACGAGGGCAGCUGCCAUGGCCGGAAACCAGGAGCUCGUGUGCGAGGCGCUGGACGCGGGCGUCGACGUGAACGCAGUUCUCUCCUCCGGCUGGUCCCUGCUGAUGUACGCCGCCGUGUGUGCCAACCCGGCCCUGGUGAAGGUCCUGCUGGCCCGUGGCGCCAGCGCUCACUUCGCCACCGAAGGUGGCUACACGGUGCUGAUGGCCGCGUGCGCACCUUCUCACCGUCCGGCGGGAGACGCGGUGGCGUGCGCCGCCCAGCUUCUCCGGCACGCGCUCGACACCAACGUCACCGACAGGAUGGGGAUGAGCGCCGUGAUGUACGCUGCCCGCGACGGUUACCAGGACUCGGUGCAGUUGCUGGGACAGCACAGCACAGACGUCAACUUGCAGGACCAGCACGGGUGGACCGCCCCCGCGAUCGAAGCUCUGCCCUCGGCCCGAUUGCAGGCGCUGCACUGGGCCGCGAGCAGAGGCCACGAGGCGUGCCGAAGACGCCUGGAGGAGCUCGGUGCGGACGUCGCCAUCAAAACCAACGGCGGCUUCUCCGCCGAGGAGCUGGCGCUCCAGUUCAGCAAGGUGCAGAUCGUGCUCGAGUCUUACAAGGAGUCGGGGACGUGCAAGUUCACGGCGCCUACCAACAAAAUAAGCGCUGUCAGCACCAAGGCUUUGGAAUUGAAAAUCAGAAACAAGCUCAAGCUUGACGAUCUCAAGCAGUUCUUAUUUGGGCUCGACCUUGGACACCUCGUCCCGCUCUUUCAGGCCCGGGAAGUUACGCUGAGUAGCCUCCUCACCAUGUCUGACCAAGAGCUGUCCGAGUUGGGUGCGAUGCAGACGGGAGAGCAGAGGAAGAUUCUCGCGGCUACACAUAAGCUGCACAUGAGCAGGUGGGAGUCGGGAAGCAUCCCUGACAUCACCAAGCUACCAGUCAGCUUCGAAGGGACUAUUACCUUGCUGGUGAACAUGGAGUUGCAAUGCAACUACAUGCAGAGCAGCCUGGAGUACCUUUGCAAGCACAGCAUGAGCGAUCUCUCCUUGCUCAAACCUGUCAAGUUUUACAGAGCCGUGUCGUCGUCCGUACAGAUUGCAUCUCUCAAACGCUGGGAAACCACAGACGACAAGGCUGGAAGACGGCCAGGUCGAUGUGGAGUACAAUUCCACGCAGCUGCUGCUAGAUCAGAUGGAGCGCGGAAUGAGCGCCGCCCAGGCCCUGCACCGGCAAGCGGCCACGCUGCUCAACUCCGUGCGGGAGUGCCGCACGGAUUCGCCGACGCCUGCCGAUUUCAUCGCCUCGAAACGGAAGCGCCGCUUCGUGUCGCCAGGGGGAGCCGCGGCGCUGCUGUUGCUCCUCGCCGGGGCCGCCGGGGCCGCCGCCGCGCUCCUCGCCUGGAAGCGCGGCUCUGCCGUCUCGAGCGUCUCCGUGCCAGCGGCCCGCGUCUGACGACGGGAGGACAAGGCCCCGCAGGGUUGGGGUGGGCGGGCGGUGGGGGCGCUCUCCGGAUUUUCAGAUGAAAAGAAACGUGCGAAAUGUUGAGGCGGUCUGGGGGAUUGUUUCCGUUUGUUUGUUUGUUUGUUUUACGGAUUGAUCGGAAACCGGAAGGUGACGCCGCUCGUUGGCGCGCGGUAGCCUCGGCGGAAUUUAACCCCCGAGAACGACGUUUCACGUGGCGUCUUGGUGACCGGUCCGCUUUCGUUGGCGAGCAGACGUCGCUCGCAUGUGUUUUGAACUUCUUUCCCACCGUACAUAGCCAACCGUGCCAAUCGUAGGCGCGGACCGAAAUUUCUAACGAAUGUAACUGCUAAAAUGUCGAUGCUUCAUUCGUGAAAAAAAGCCAUUCCAGAAGGCAAGUUUGACAAAACAGUUUUUUCAUGUUGUUUUUUUUUAGGGUAAUUGUGGAUGAUUUAUAAUAAUUGGCUAAACGGUACGAUUCUUAAUAGAUAUAUACCUUUUUGCAGGUUAGGCCACGAAAUUAUCUUAGCAAAGUUUUUAUUGUUGUUGCGGAACCCUCCACCACCCGACGCAGCAAAGUGACAGAAAUCAACUCCGAGUCGUACCGGCUACGAAAAUCCCCACGCGGGCAGGAGGGAACGGCGCUUGUUGGACGAAACUUUGCCGUGCGUGCACGAGAACGUGACACUCCGCAAAAAAAAAAUACACAGCGCCAUACGUUUGGCUUCCAAUGCAGCGAUAACCCCGAAUUACGUCUCCCUUCUCCCCCUUUGAUGUCGUUUUGUAACGUACCGCGAAGGAAUAUGCACCCUAAGGAUGUUCGCUUUGUUUUAAUCCAUGGGUAAUGUAGCUUUAGAAUGUUUGUUUUUAUGCUCCAACAUCACAUUCGAUAACAGUAAAUAAAUGUUGCGGCGUUUUUUUGUGGAAU